AUGGAGGAUAUAGAGGAAGAAGAGGAGGUGAUGGGAUCGAGCUUGACGAUGGAGAAAGUAGCGGCAGCAAAGCAGUAUAUAGAGAAUCAUUAUAGAGCUCAAAUGAAGAAUAUUCAAGAGCGAAAAGAAAGAGUCCGCAAUUUGAAAGUCCAUGCUAGUUGUCGACAAGAAUCAAUUCCAACAUCUGAGUGGGUACUGAAUAAUGUAGUUAUCGGACGAUGGGUGUUGGAAAGAAGGUUAGCUUCUUCUGAUGUUCCCAAGGAGGAGCAGAUCAACCUGAUUAAAGACUUAGAAAGAAAAGAGACAGAGUUCAUGCGACUUAAAAGGCACAAGAUAUGUGUUGAAGAUUUUGAGCUUCUGACCAUCAUUGGAAGGGGAGCCUUUGGUGAGGUUCGAUUGUGUCGCGAGAAGAAAUCUGGCAACAUUUAUGCCAUGAAAAAGUUGAAGAAAUCUGAAAUGCUAAAGAGAGGACAGGGUUGCACAGUCCAUUUUAUCUCUCCUGCCUGUGUGUAUGUGUUUGAGAUGGCUUACUUUGGUUCCAAGGGUGGCAUAGCCUGGGGAGAUGGAAUGGGUAUUAGAACCCUUGACCACAUAGAAGUCGAUGUAUAUGUUUCUGCACCACAGGUGGAACAUGUUAGAGCUGAAAGGAACUUGCUGGCAGAAGUUGCAAGCCACUGCAUUGUCAAACUCUAUUACUCAUUUCAGGAUGCUGAGUAUCUAUAUCUGAUUAUGGAAUAUCUGCCUGGUGGUGAUAUGAUGACUCUGCUGAUGAGGGAGGAUACCUUAACUGAAAGUGUGGCUAAGUUUUACAUUGCUCAAAGUAUUCUUGCUAUCGAGUCGAUUCACAAACAUAAUUACAUUCACAGAGAUAUUAAACCUGAUAACCUUCUUCUGGACAAAUAUGGUCACAUGAAACUAUCAGAUUUUGGCUUGUGUAAGCCUCUUGAUUGUGCAACUUUAUCUGUGAUCCAUGAAAAUAAAACAAUUGAUGAUGAAAAUAUGACUGAACCAAUGGAUAUUGAUGGAGGUAUUGCCGAUGCGGACAAUAAAAGUAGUUGGAGAAGCCCCCAUGAACAGCUUCAGCAUUGGCAGAUGAACAGAAGGAAGUUGUGCUUAUUUUUCUGCUUUGAUCUCUAA
Molecule: messenger RNA, 1137 nt
Organism: Dovyalis caffra
Lineage: Eukaryota; Viridiplantae; Streptophyta; Magnoliopsida; Malpighiales; Salicaceae
Source: the annotation of a GenBank genome assembly